Dicentrarchus labrax (European seabass) is the source of this 10772-nucleotide messenger RNA. RefSeq names its product immunoglobulin superfamily, DCC subclass, member 3 (gene igdcc3). The transcript is spliced from 14 exons. Lineage: Eukaryota; Metazoa; Chordata; Actinopteri; Moronidae. The record is from RefSeq and is a predicted model, not a curated record. Gene Ontology annotation, cellular component: axon; plasma membrane. Gene Ontology annotation, molecular function: protein binding. Gene Ontology annotation, biological process: axon guidance; cell-cell adhesion. The coding region runs from base 287 to 2578 and encodes 763 amino acids.
UGUCUUUGGGAUACAGCAGAGUCAGUGAGGAGGAGAGAGAGAGCGGGAUGCUGACAGAUUCCUGAUAGAUGGUUAAAAUGGCGAGAGCUUGUUCGACCACAGCGAGCCACCAAACUGUAGCACUGUAGGUCGGAACAUGUAGUAGCUGAAGCUGGAUAUCUCUCUCUCUCUCUCUCUUUCUCUCUCUCUCUCUCUCUCUGUGGAUUGUUUUGGUUUUUUUUACCUUUCGUCUAUUCGCCUCACGUUGUCUUCUGCAAGUGCUGGAAUAUUUUCUAUAAGUGUUUAAAUGGCAUCCACAAGGCGCCGCCGCCUUGUUCCAUGCUUUUUGGGAAUACUCCUAAAUGCUUUAAUCGGUGUGAUCUGCGAAGCGGAGCUCUCCUUCACACUGGAGCCCAGUGACAUUAUCGCUGUACAGGAGCAGCCCCUCAUGCUCCACUGCCAGGUGAACGGCAUCCCCCCAAUUACGACACAGUGGAGGCACAACGGCAUGCUUUUAACUCAGGAUCAGCAUCACACCACCUUCAUCAAUGGCUCACUCCUGAUUGGCCACUUCCAGAAGACGAAAUCUGAUGGCUCAUCUGACGAGGGCGACUACGAGUGUGUGGCCCAGAAUUCUUUUGGGCUGGUGGUGAGCCGCAAGGCCCGUAUUCAGGCAGCCACUAUGGCAGACUUCCAUGUCCAACCAGAGUCGGUGCAUGCUGAGGAGUCUGGUGUGGCUAGAUUCCAGUGCCAGAUCCACGGUCUGCCAGAGCCUGUCAUCAGCUGGGAAAAAGAUAGCCGUCCGGUCGACACCAAGGACGAGAGGUACACUCUUCUGCCUACAGGUGUUCUGCAGAUUACAGGAGUGCGUGAUGAGGACAGUGGAAAAUUCUGCUGUGUUGCCCAUAACAGUGCAGGAGUGAAACAUAGCACUGAGGCACUGCUCACUGUUUCAGGCUCCCAGUCAUCUGUUUACAAAGAGCCUAUGAUCCUGGUCGGUCCAGAAAACCUCACUCUCACUGUUCACCAAACUGCCAUCUUGGAGUGUGUUGCUACUGGAUACCCUCGGCCCAUUGUGUCUUGGAGCAGACUAGACGGCCGUCCCAUCGGUGUGGAGGGAAUCCAGGUACUCGGCACAGGGAACCUGAUGAUCUCAGAUGUCGGUGUGCAGCACUCAGGGGUCUACGUGUGUGCUGCUAACAAACCUGGCACCCGUGUUCGUAGGACUGCUCAGGGACGUCUUGUGGUCCAAGCUCCAGCAGAGUUUGUUCAAGCUCCACAAUCCAUUGCUCGGCCUGUCGGCACCACCGCCAUCUUUACCUGCCAAGCGCAGGGCGAGCCUGAGCCCCAGCUCACCUGGCUGAAGAACGGGCAGAUUCUGGAGCCACGGGGACACGUCAAACUCAGGAACAACAACAGCACUCUGACGAUAUAUGGUAUUAGCCAGGAUGACGGGGCUAUCUAUCAGUGUAUCGCAGAGAACAGUGCCGGCUCCACACAGGCCAGUGCCCGCCUCACAGUGCUCUGGGCUGAUGGACUGCCCGGUGUGCCCACCCACGUGCAGGCAGAGGCCCUCUCACCUACCACCAUACAAGUGUCCUGGAGGGAGCCUGAUCAGAACACUCAGGACAUCAUCGGUUACGUGCUCCACAUCCGUAGGACCUCAGACCCGGUGGAGAUGGAGUACGAGGAGGCUGUCAGUAAGGUGACGCUACAACAGAUCAUCAGGGAUCUGGAGCCCUCCACCAGUUACACCUUCUAUGUCAAAGCCUACACAUCCCACGGGGCCAGCAAACCAUCGGACAGUGCCACCGAGAGCACUCAUGGGGAGGUGCCCGCGCCUCCUUCCCUCUACACCAAGGUGGUGAACAGCAGUGUUAUAAAAGCAACGUGGGAACCUUCCUCCAAGAUGGGCCAGCAUCAAGGCUUCAGGCUGUAUUACAGAAGAGCCCACACACCACUGUUUACUGGUCCCAUCACCUUUGCUCGCAACGUCACUCAGUACAACAUCACUCAGCUGGAUCCUGCUCUGGUCUAUGAGAUAAAGCUGCUCGCAUACAACCAACACGGAGAUGGCAAUUCCACCGUGCGAUUUGUUUCGCUUCGGGAGGCAGUGGAGAAAUCUGUGUUGGACACCCCGUGCGACUGUGUGAAAGAUGAACAGAGCAAAACAUCUACAACAGGCAUCAUAAUUGGCAUCCACAUCGGAGUCACCUGCAUCAUCUUCUGCGUGCUCUUCCUCGUAUUCAGCUACCGUGGCAGGUUAAUGAUGUGUAAGACAGUUCAGGCCACCCCUCAGGCAGGGCAUAGCAUGGUGCUGGAAUCCUCCUCAUCUUCCCAGGGGGCCUCUGGGCUGAACGGGGCUGCCAGGAGAGAGAUGGAGGUCAAUGGCAGCGCAGCGGGAAAGAAAGUGGUCGACAGCAACGAGCUCGAGAGACUUUUCACUCAACCCAACACACAAGACACAUGCAUGUCCGACUCCUACGCGCUGAACGACACCCAGCUGUCUACGAUACCUCUGGACGAGUUCGCUGUGGAGCGAGAGACGCAGUUCCAGGAGCCUCCUGCAGCAGGAGCAGGUCGACAGGACCAAGGCUAAUCAUGUAUGAAGGCCAAUUCAUGAUACAGUGUCCACUUAGACUUUUCUCUCACUCAGGUUGACAAAUGUUUCCUUUCAAAGUAGUUUGUUCAAAGAUUUUUUUAUUGGUAAGUUAAGAAGUUCUAGAGGAUCUAGGACUGUAUAUCAGAGUGUUUUUGGCCUGGAGUCUGGGAGAGCUAUCUUCUGAUGGAUGGCUGUUUCUAGCUCAGCAGACCAGUUAAAUGUUCUUUAUUUGUACAAUUAUUAUUUUUUUUGUUUUGUUAAUUUUCUGGUGUUGGGCACAGAAUAGAGGCCCCAGAAUGUCCUUGUUAUAUAAUGAUGAUUUUAUUUUUAAGUUUAUAAAUAUAUAUAUACAUUUAUAUCUUUAUCACCUAUAUGUCAAAGUGGUUAUAAGUUAUUGGUCUUAUCUCUACUUUUCUGUGGAUGUCAAAGACUCCUGCUGCCUGCUCUCACCUACCAAUGAUUCCACCUUCUCGCUCACAGAAGACCUCAGCCUUCGUCCAGGGAUUUGAUAUAUUCUGUCUCAGGACUUUGUUUCAGAGAUAUCAACAUUUUUUUAUGAGUUCUCGGCCUUCAUACAGGCACUAGACUUGGCUGUGUGAACCUUACGAUUCAACAAAAACCUACCUCAGCCGGAAUGAAUGUGUUGCGGGAAGCUUUUAGGGACUUUACCUUCCCCUGUUCUCACAAUUACUUUACAUGCGGAGGAACUGAUUGGUUUGAAAAUUACAAAAUCAGGUGCCGCACUACCUCAGAUGUCAAGAAUCGUUUCUCUCUCUCACUUGCUUGUCGGAGCAAAACGAAAAAAACGAGUAUCCAACAUAAAGCACUUCCAAAUGCUGAAGUUAAUGUUCUACCUCAAGAUAACAAUGUUAAUGUUGUCGCUGUUGUUGUUGUUGUUUGUCUGUUUAUUGCAUAAUGAAAAACCCUCUUUCCCCCCCUGUGAAAUCCGCUGUUGAUGAAUAUGGUGUUUGUAGAUACAAUGUCAGUACCUCAUGCAAGUUGACAGACUGAUAACACUGUUGUAUGAAUUACAGUAUGUUAGGAAUGUGUAUGAAUUAUGCUGUUCCACGAUAAGCUUUUUUAGAUUUUAUUUCAUUCAAAAGAUCAUAAUACUUUUUUUUUUUUUUUUUUCAAAUGUAGUUGCUUCAGUUGAAUGGAAAGACCGUUAGAGAUACACUGCAUUGCUAAUUAUAUUUUCAGGACUAUUUACUGCUCAACGAGAUGUGAUACAUGAUGUUCAAUUGUUUAAUCAUAUAUGUGUCUAAAAUUAGUGCUAUAAUUUAAUUCUGUGGGAGUGUGUAUUUGUGUGAGUGCAGAUGUGUUUUAUUGAUUGAAUGAAUGUUUUCAUACGAUGUAUGCAGGGGUUAAAUUGGGAUUUGUUAUGUGCGGGGGCUCUGUGGUUUUACAUUGAAUACAAAAUCUGAUCCACAACCAGAGCCCGCAGAUAUGCUGGUGCAUAAUCAGGCGACACAUCUCACUCGCUCUUUUUUUUUUAUAAUGAGUGACCGGCCCACCGGGAUUUCUCCCGAUGGCCAAUCUGACUACGCCUGAUGACAUAGAACUGCAUCAAAUUCAACCCCUGGAUAUAUAUAAAAGGAGAAGAAAAUUAAGCACAAAUCUUAUCAAAACAUUAUUCCACUAUUGAUAAAGUUGUUUGACAUUUUGGGAAAUCUGUUUAUGGGCUUUCUUUCAGACGGUUGGUUGAUACCACUCUUGUGUCUUCUGUGUCAGCUAUUAGCAGUAAUAGCAGUAGUAGUAGGGCUAGUAGUAGUAGUUUAGCAUGUACAGUACAGCACAUAACUUCUCUUAUUACUGUUUGAAUUCACAUUAAACAAAUGAGAUGUAACAUUUAGAAUUUGUGAGCUUUAGAGGCAGAUUUUUGAACUUGUAUUGAGCCGGGCUAACUUCCCCCUGCUCAUAUAUCUAUGCUAAGCUAAGCUAAGCUAAACUAAUUGCCUCCUAGCACUAGCUCCAUAGUUGAAGGAAUAGUUUGACACAUUUGAAAUAUUUUCUUUCUGGUGCAAAGUUAGAUGAGAAGAUCGUUGUCGGUACGAUUAAUAUAAAGCUGCAGUCAGCAGACUUUUAGUUUCAGCUUAGCAUGAAGACUGAAAACAGGAGGAACAGUAGCAGCUCUAGCUCCUCUAAAGCAGCUAAUUAAUACAUUAUAUAAUGUUUGUUUCAUCCAUACAAAAUAGGAAUCGUUUUCAGGGGGUUAUGUGUUGGACUAUUUCUUGAUUUGGAGCAGUAACUUCCUUGAGUUUCCACUGGUUGCUUGGCAACUACUCAGAGAUAUUUUACAGACAGAUAUGAGAGUGGUAUCAAUAUUGUCUGACUUUUCGCCAGAGAGCGAAUGAGUGCUUUUCCUAAAAUGUUCAGCUAUUCCUUUGAUUCAAAUUGGCAGCAGUGUAUUUCUAACCCCGUUCUGGAUAUUUGUUGCUGCAGUGCUCUUAGUGAUUUGAUUUUCACAUCACAUUAUCUGCCUCCUUUUUAAACACAGUAAUAGCCUUUUAGACAUCCGGUGCACAGGAGACAUGAUAGUUGCUGAUCAUGCUUGACUAUUGUUAUUCUCUUCCCAAAACCACAAUUGCUGCUCAGCCUUCUCCCUCCUGUCAACACUGACUUGUUAAAGUGCUUCAGGAAAACCGUGUUAAUAAUAACGACCACAGGCAGAGAGCUGGCUGAGGGCAGCAGUCAGUCGUUGGGUGGCUGUACGAUCACAGGCCUUCUCUCUCUGGCCCUCUGCUCUGUGUUGUCACAUACUGUACAGGACUUGCUCUGAUGCAUCAUGGUUACCUACCUCAACCCUGUUUUCGGCCUUUCUCUCAGGUCUCAAUGAAGGAAACAUACAGAGUACGAAAAAUGGAGUAGAGGAAUAUAUAUAUAUAUGUAUAUAUAUAUAUAUAUAUAUAUAUAUAUAUCAUUAUAUUGCAGUUGACGACACAGGCAGACAGAAACUACAGUACAUACAGUACACCAACACACAAAUGGAGGGAGAACUUUUUAGGACCUUUAUCUUGUGCACUAAUUAUUAAAACAGUUCAAGUUCAUGCUUCGCUUCUAGUGGAUGUGAAUGUGUAAUUUUGGUUAUCAGAUUGUUGUUGUUUUGUUUUUUGUUUUUCAUAUCACGUUUAACUUUAUUUGUUCUCACAGAUGUUUAACUUUAUAUCCUCUGUGGAAAGUUUAUCUGUGAAUUACUGAAGUAAACUGAGAAAAGUAAAGUGGGUGGUACUUACAACUCCAACACACACACAUAAUUCAACACAAUUGAUUUAUUGAUUUGCCUCCCUGGCUCCUAUUCCUGUGACUCAUUGCCUUAACUGUAGCUACUGCAUUCACUUAAGAUUGUUUUUCAUGGGCAGUCGAGUUGGAAAACCUGUUGAUGUGAUGUCAGACUCCUGUAAGUCCAAGUCAUGUGAAAUUGUGAAUGUCUAACAGCUACAAUAUCUUCAACUUAGCACUUAGUACUUAAAGAAGUACAGAAGUUUUGAACAAAAACACUUUGUCAAAAUAUUUCAAAUUAUAAAAGUUUAAAUGAAUUUGGACCAGUAAGUAAUUUGUUUUUAGAUGACCUUGUUCCUCUGCUGCCUCACUUGAGUUAAACUAACGUUACGUUGAGGCAGUUGCAUCUUGUCAGCAAAACACAUUUCCCUUUAUCUGGAUUUUAUACAUCUAUGGUGUUGAAACCAAAAUUCUUUCUUUGUUCUGGCAUGUUUUCAGCAUCCCUGCUAUCUUUCAUCAUUUCACAUUAGCAAAGAUAACAGCAGUUGGCUAGUUUACUGAUAGUCAACAGAGCAUGGGUCAGAUGGACAUUGGUAUUUUGGUUGCGAUUGAUUCAUCUAAUUUAAAAGAACUAUAAACUGCUUGUAUGUAUCUGGUCUCACACAACAAAACUUACUAAUUUAGGCUAUUUAAAAAAUCUGGCAAUGGGGCUGGCAUCUUGAGCUAACACUGCCUUGUCGGAAUAACAGGAGUUUUUUGUUUUUAGUUUUUUUCAUUUUGCUGACAUUGCAUGAAUUCAGCAUAUGUUUUAUUAUUUAAGUCAUGAAAAUAGGAAAUUGGAAAAUUAAAAUUCUCAAAGUGCAUAUAUACAUUUUUUCUGGCUCAUAUCUUAUCUUCAUCCAUGACAUUCUUCAUGAGAGUUGUAUCUGUCCCCACAGCAGAGAAUCACCUUCUCUCUUUGUGUGUUCUGCAAACACACAUUAUUACACACAGUCUCCAUUUUAGCGAUCUUCUUAGGUAAUGUAAUUUUAUGCAUUUUAAAUGUAUUUUUUAUGCUUAUUUGUUUGCAUCCAUUUCUAGUAUUUAAUUGUACAGCCUGUUACAAGUGUUGGAAAAACAAUAAUGGUACUUGUCAAAAUAGCAGAAAAAAUGCCCAACCUAAAUGUCUCCUGCUUGUAUAUUUAUUAACUACCAAUGUGAUAUUUUCUCUGCAGGGCUGCUGCAGCCUUAAUCAGUGUUUCGACUUUUGUUGUUAUGAGUAAUUUCAUUGGGGAAGCAAGUGGUGUGCUUUUCUUCCUUACUUCCUUCCUUCCUCUGUGUCUCAGUGUAAUUUAGGGUUAAUCUCCUGCAGGAAAUUGCCCACAUCUCACCCGUGGAUGUGACAGGUUUUAGUGCCAUACUGUUUAACCUGAUUCGCUGGGAAUGUGGUGCAGUGACGAUCAUGUUUACGUGAUAAGACUUUGAUAGGUCAGGUUGUCGUAUUGCUGUAUAAUAUUAGAACUUGUGUGAUUUAAUGGAGCCCUCAAAGCUGUUCUCACUGACUGACUGGUACUCCAUCAGCAGAAGGGGCCAAGUGAUUCCUUUGCUGACAGUUAAUGAAAAAAAUUAGCCUUUGUCUUGUAUAGUAUGCAGCCUUGGGAAGUGCUACAUCACCAAACUCCUGCUUCUGUCAGUUAACCAGUCUCCUUUUUAUUUCAUUUAAGAAUCCUGACCUUUGGACAGGGAGAGUACGUGCUCAGGGACUCUCUGAUCCUGUUGUUAUAUGUAUAUCAACAGGCCAUUUCUGGACAUGAUUUUCCUCUUUAAAUUCUGCUUUGUGCCCAGUUCAGACAGAUUCGCUGUAAGGGAUGUCUUCUUUGUUGGUCAUUUAAGUAAAUAAGAGAAAGUGUUGGCAGGAUAAUGAUCGCCACUCUGAAACACAACAGGAACUUUUCUCAGAAAGUAGUUCAGCUGCCUCCUUAGUGUAGGAAUUACACAUUACCAUGAGCUUACACCUUAAAAAUAAGGAGAGCUUUGAUUUCUGUUCUUCUCAGUGAAAGAUUACUGAUUACUGCUUUAUGUCAAUAUUCAUUCUAAAGCUGAAACAAUUAGUCAACAAAUAAAUAAAUCGACUGGCAGAAACCUUAUCAGAAACUAUAUGGAUAAUUGAUUAAUCAUUUAAGUCAUUUUUCAAGCCAAAAUGCCAAAAAUUUAAUAGUUCAAGAUUCUAAGAAAACUGCUUUUAUUUAUGUGAUGAUAAACUGAAUAGGGGCUUUAGACUGUGAGUCGGACAAAACAAGCGUUUUAAAAGAAGUCAGCUUGAGCUUUAAGAAAAUGCUAUGUGUUCUGACAUUGAUAGACCAAACGAUUAACUGAGAAUAGGCUAAUCGAUAAUGAAAAUAAUUAAUAAUUAGUUGCAGCUGUAAUUCAUCUUCUUGUACACCUCAGGUUCUCAUAAAGAAGGCAUCCUGGACUGGGCAUGUGCAGGCUUUGUUUUACAUUGAUUAUGGUGCCCGUAUGGAUCUUAUUAUGCAUAAAUUAACGGAACACAGGUAACCAGACUGAGUCAGGAGGACGAGAUAGGCUUCGACUGGCUAGACUGACAUUGUAUCACUGUAUAAUGUCUGUUAUAGAUGUAAGUACAAUGCUGUAACUCAGAGGUUGAGGGUAUUUUGGGUAACUUGAAAUAUUCUGAGUCUGAUUUCUCCAAAAGUCCAAAGCCUGAUGCAACUAGCCUCUUCUUGAAAUAUACCUGACAUUAUGUAGUAUUACUCGUUGUGGCACCAAAUGACCAUCCGAUAUGAUGAAUUGAUUACAUUUCCAAUGCAUUUAUCUCUGUGGUAUUCUGUUUUGAGACCCCGAUGCCUGUACAUGUCAAAUAAUGCUGAGUUUAGUCAAAUGGUGAUUUAAUGUAAUUGUACUUUAAUGUUUGAGAUCAGUAUUAUAUUUUAUAUACAUCUGCCAAGAACGCAGAUUGAAUCCAAUGUGUUUAAAGGCUAUAGGAAGAGGAAAACCUUCUGUAGAUCUGCAUGAGAAAUGAAAAGUGUUAGUUAAUCAUUAUUGGACUUGUGAUGGUAUCACUGUGAUAUUUAGCCGAAUAAUGGCAAAAUAAUGUUGUGAUAUCAAUAUGGUGCUAUUGAUGGUCCUGUCUCACAUUGUCAGUCAAUCUGUUUUGAUGGUUUGUAGAUUGAGUGACCUUUUCCACUGACAAAUCGAACUCUGUCUUGCCCUCGUUGAUGCCUGAUGAUCACCUCAUCCUCAUCCUGUUCCCAUCCUCACAUGAGUGACUCAGGGUGAGGUCCUGUCAGUCCAGUUACCUUCAAAGUGACAGUCUUUAUUUUCCUUCGCAAAUCAUCUUGGCUUGAGGGGAAAGUCUGUCCUGUAUUAAUGUUGUCAACGCAAUCUAAAGUUGCUCGCUCAGCAGUAAUUUGGCCACUGAAAUAAGAAAAGAGCUCCUGAGUAGAAACUACUCUGCAUGUGAUUGACACCACACACUUCACGUCCUGUGAAGUUACCAUCAAACAUGAAAGUCCAUAACGGCUUCUCAGUAAAAACAUCGCUGUUUAAGCAUGCUUUGUGAAAUCUUCCUGCAUAUAUAGAGCACCACAUGGCAGAUUUGCUCUGCAUUUAUGUUUAUGAUUCACAGUCUAAGUAUCAGUCCUGCAGCACUGCAGGCUAAAGAGUAUUUAGUCCUAAAGGGAAAUUUUUGCCAAUAUAUAUUGUUGCCAUAUCAAACCAUGUAGGCGUAAGAAUAUUUGACCUUCUCUUGCUCAGUGUCGCUGGUUUGCAAGAGUUUUCCUCAUAUGCAUAAAAUAUACUGGUGUGAGAUUAGUUUUUUUUUUAUCAAACUUUGCAUUUAAACUUUCCUCAUCUUCUUGCCAUCAGCUGGUAAGAGGUGAUUAGUUUCUUCCACAACUGCAGAACUCACUCAUAAGUAAAGUUCACUGAGUUUAAAGCCCCCGAAAGUCCAGCAGUUUCCAUAACAUGAUACAUUUAUAAGACUAAAUAAGGAAUAAUGAAAAUUAAAGUUCAGAAAAAAAAGUUUGACAGUCAAAAGCUCAAAUCUGCUUUAUCAGGACAUCUUUGAUUCAUUUCUGUUUUUAUGUUUACCAUUCUAUAACACACAGAUUGAUUUUAUUGGUCUUGGUGAAGCUGCUACAAUGAGCAGGACAGUCAUUUUCUCAUGCACACAACUUGACCUAAAGCACAGUUGGUUCCUGAUGUGUUUGUAGAAAUUUAAAACCAUCAAAACUUUAUAAAUGGCUAUAUUAACUCAGCCUUUUGUUUUCCAGAAAAUAAAUUAAUUGUUAUCUUCUUUUCCAGUUCAUGAUGUAAAGCUCAUUAAAAUAUCUGACCAUGACAAAGUGCAAGAGAAGGCAAAGGUUGACAUUUUACUUUUAUUUAUUCUAUGCAGUUUUAUUUAUUUUUUCAAUCCUGCAGGGUUCAAAUAUGGUGCCAUCCUGAAACCAAAAAUCCAUAUGCAUUACCAGCUGUGUGAACAACUUGUUUUAUUUCACAAAUUAAGCCUCAUUUAAAGUGUGACCUGAGUUUGAUUAAUUUAAUCGACCAUUAUGCAUGGAACAAAGGCGAGCACAAAUCUUCAAAAGAGUCAGCCCAUGAUCACACAUCUGUUUGUUUCUCUGUCUGUCUCGUUGUACGUCUGUCUGCUGAGGUCACUGCCUCUGUCUGCUUUUACAGUUUAAUUCAGGUCAAUGUAAAAUUAUUUAAUAAGCGUUCUCAGAGCAUUGUCAGGGAUCACUACUGUAUGUUUCCACAAAGUUAUGUUUCUACACUCUCUCUAGACCAAGGUGUCAAUAAUAAAUCUGUAUACAUAUCCACAUUUACAGUUUGUACUGUAUGUGUGUAUGUAUGUGUGUAAAAAGGCAAAAUAGACCAUUUUUAGUGGUUUGUAUUGUUUUAGGGUUCAUUGUGCAAAACUGAAGAAAAAAAAAAACAAUAACAGUGAUAAUAAACUAGCUCUAGUAAUAAUAAA